AUGACGGACAAUCGCAUCUACUCGGCUACCUACAGCAAUGUUCCAGUCUAUGAGUUCAACAUCGAGGGCAACCAUGUCAUGCGUCGUCGCUCAGACAACUGGAUCAAUGCAACACACAUUCUAAAAGUCGCAGACUUCGACAAGCCCACCCGCACCCGUAUCCUCGAGAGGGAAGUCCAGAAAGGAACACAUGAAAAAGUUCAAGGUGGAUAUGGCAAAUACCAAGGCACAUGGAUCCCCCUACCUGAAGGUCGCAAUCUGGCAGAGCGUAAUCGAGUACUGGACAAGCUAAGACCCAUCUUCGACUACGUCCCUGGCGACAGGAGUCCACCGCCUGCUCCUAAACACACAACUGCUGCUUCCAAGCCGCGUGCGAACAGGAAGCCCGUCAACAGAGCUCCUGUUCUGUCACACAUCUCCGAGGAUGUAGAGAUGUACCACCACUCAGAGACGCCAGACAAUGUCACGGUGGCCUCAGAAUCAUACAUGGACGACUACAACUAUCCGCCGGGCUCCCGUAAACGAAAGCAUCCAGAGGACGACGUCUCGCUCGCUGACCAGCAACAUCAACUCUGGGCCGAAGAGCUGCUCGACUACUUCAUGCUGCUUGAACAACCAAAUGAUCCAUUCCAACGCCCCCCUGUACCUCCGAACGACAUCGACCUCGACCGACCGAUUGAUGAGAAGGGACACACUGCUAUGCAUUGGGCUGCUGCAAUGGGAGAUCUGGCUGUCGUGAAGGACCUUAUUGGCCGUGGCGCGAACAUCAAUGCUUCCAGCAACAAUGGUGAGACGCCAUUGAUGCGUGCUGUCAUCUUCACAAACAACUACGACAAGAGCACAAUGGACCGACUGGCUGGCUGGCUCGUCAACACCGUUCCUAUGGUCGAGUGGUUUGGCAGCACUGUCUUUCACCACAUUGCUGGCACAACAUCUUCAAAGUCAAAGUAUGCAUGUGCUCGCUACUACCUCGAUUGUAUUCUUUCGAAGAUGGCAGAAACAUAUACUCCUGGGGACAUUGAGCAUGUUCUGAACAUCAAAGAUCGUAACGGCGACACUGCCAUUCACAUUGCUGCCAGAAAUGGUGCGAGGAAGUGUGUACGAAGCCUGAUCGGCCGACAUGCUUCAGUCACUAUCCCCAACGACUUAGGCGAGACAGCAGAUGAUCUGAUCAUACAGCUAAAUCGCCGCAGAAGAGACGGUCGUCAUCGUGCCAUGUCUUCAUCGCCCAACGCAGCCCUACCUACAAAACCUCAUCACACUUCCGAGGCUGCCUCUGCACUAACGACACAAAUCUUCCCACUUCUACAGUCAAAAGCAGACAAACUAGCCGCAGCCUUUGACGCCGAAAUCAACGAACGCGAAACCGACGUCGCAGAAGCCGAACGCGUAGUCCAAGUCCGCACUGCAGAAAUCGAAGCUCUAAAGAAACAAUCAAUGUCCCUCGCCAUGAGCGAUCAAGAAGAUGAAUUCGACUCUCGUCUCCAACGCUCCCUCAACAACUUGAUCUUACAAUGCGAAAGCCUGAUUGAAGAUGAGCAAGCCGCAGAACUCCAACACUUGUUCCGUCAAAUCAGCCAGACACAGCAUGGUGAUAUGGAAAUGAAUGAGUAUAACGAUGAAGGCAUGGAGAAGUUGAAUCUGUUGCUUUCUAUCAAGAGGCUAAAGGAGCAGAGGUGUGGGUUGGUGCGUGAUGUUGUUGCUUCUCAGGCGGAGGCUGGCCUGGGGGAUCGACAGAAGGAGUAUCGAAGACUGAUUGUGGGGGCAUUGGGGGUCAGGGAUGAGGAUGUUGAUGGCAUGUUGCCUGAUAUUGUCGGAGAGCUCGAGGAGUGGCAGGGUAUGGAUGGUGGUGUUGGUGCUGGUGCUGGGUGAUUAACGUAAAUGGGAAGCUACAGAUGCACGAUGGGAUUGUUGAAGAAGGAGAUGGACAGAUGCGAAAAUCCUUUUUGUGUAUAUGGGAAGGGCACUUUUUUCGUCAAAACGUUUUCACUUUUCCUUCACGGCAAACUCUUUCUCAAGGAAUUGUACGAGAAUACAAAAAAAAAAGAACUUUUCAUACCUUUUCUUACUUUGUACGGCUGACUGCUUUUCUCUCUUCGUACUUUAUGCUUGAAACGGCUUUGCUUCCG
Messenger RNA from Aureobasidium subglaciale EXF-2481, 2129 nucleotides. RefSeq lists its product as uncharacterized. Gene Ontology annotation, molecular function: DNA binding; transcription regulator activity; protein binding. Bases 1 to 1872 code for a protein of 623 amino acids. The transcript has 2 exons. Lineage: Eukaryota; Fungi; Ascomycota; Dothideomycetes; Dothideales; Saccotheciaceae. The record is from RefSeq and is a predicted model, not a curated record. Gene Ontology annotation, cellular component: SBF transcription complex; MBF transcription complex.